This is a messenger RNA of Eubalaena glacialis (North Atlantic right whale), 1044 nucleotides long. It is a transcript of the gene LUZP2, whose product is annotated as leucine zipper protein 2. Bases 1 to 1044 code for a protein of 347 amino acids. NCBI's taxonomy places the organism in Eukaryota, Metazoa, Chordata, Mammalia, Artiodactyla, Balaenidae. The record is from RefSeq and is a predicted model, not a curated record. The transcript has 12 exons.
AUGAAAUUCAGCCCAGCGCACUACCUGCUGCCUCUCCUGCCGGCGCUGGUCCUCAGCACCAGACAGGACUAUGAAGAGCUAGAAAAGCAGCUGAAGCAAGUCUUUAAGGAGCGAAGCACCAUCCUCCGUCAGCUGACAAAAACAUCAAGAGAACUUGAUGGAAUUAAAGUCAACCUUCAGAAUUUGAAAAACGAUGAGAAAUCUGCCAAAACUGAUGUUCAGAAGCUUCCGGAAAUAGGUCAGAAACAAAGAGAACAAAUGAAGUCUCUCCAGGAGUCCCUGGAAAAUCAGCUUAAAGAGACAACUGAGAAAGCAGAAAAACAGCAGGCUACUAUUGCUUUUUUAAAGACUGAAAUGGAGAGAAAGAACAAAAUGAUCCGAGAUCUCCAAAAUGAGAAUAAAAGCUUGAAACACAAACUCUUGUCAGGAAACAAGCUGUGUGGAAUACAUGCAGAAGAGUCAAAAAAAAUCCAAGCCCAGCUGAAGGAGCUUCGUUAUGGGAAGAAGGAUUUAUUAUUUAAGGCCCAACAGCUUACUGAUCUGGAACGAAAAUUAGCUGUGGCAAAAAAUGAACUGGAGAAAGCAGCUCUUGACCGGGCGUCGCAGCUGAAAGCAAUGAAAGAGACGGUACAACUCUGCCUCUCAACUGUUUUCCAUGAUCAACCUCCUCCCCCUUUGAAUCUCUUCAAGCCGAGUCCAACUCGGAUAUCAAUUCCAUCCAUGCCAAAUGACACUAAGAUUGCAGAUGCAAGGACAAGAAGCAAGGCUCAACAAACCACUUCUGAAGCCCAUGAGAGCUCUCAAGUUGAGACUACAAAGGAAGAAUAUCUGAGUACCCCUGAGUGCGAUACUCAAAUUCUUUUACAGGGGAGCACGACCUGUUCAAUGAAGCACGAAGAAAAUCCUGCAAGCAAUGACACUGCAGAAUCAGAACCUGUCCCACAGAAUGUGCCGGUGCCUCCUUGUACUGAAUGCGAAGAGGAAAAAAACCCGGGAAAACAAUUGACCAGCACUGAAGGGAAGGCAAAUAGAGAAGAAAAAUGA